Messenger RNA from Cucurbita moschata (crookneck pumpkin), 2464 nucleotides. RefSeq lists its product as uncharacterized. Bases 1202 to 2449 code for a protein of 415 amino acids. The transcript is spliced from 7 exons. The record is from RefSeq and is a predicted model, not a curated record. NCBI's taxonomy places the organism in Eukaryota, Viridiplantae, Streptophyta, Magnoliopsida, Cucurbitales, Cucurbitaceae.
UUAAAAGAAUUGAUAAUAAAUAUUAUGAUUUGGUGGCCAAACCUACCAAAUUACUAAGCAUUUGCCUAGAUGUUUGGUAUAUGAUUUGGCGAAUGAAAUUUGAUUAUAUAAAACAUGGAAAGUUUUCAUUUUUUUUCCUCUACAUCUCAUUGCAUAAAUUCCAUUUUAAUUUGACCUAAAAAUUAAUUUAAUCCAUUUUCCUCAAGAACUUAAUUAAAACCCAGAAAUUUCAAUUGGGUAUAGUGCUUGGUUUGAAGAAGAGAAUGAUGAACAGGCAAUUUCCAACUCAACAAUCUAUUCUUGGGCUGUUUGUUGGCAAUAUGGCCUAAAUAUUAAAAGCAAAUCACGCUUAAUUAUCCAAUAUAAGGACCGACACAAAAUAGAAGCACAAAUUAGAUAGAAAGAAAGAGGGUUGUGACGAUCCUGGGAUAACAAUUUUCUCGCUGCAUUUCAAAAGGGAUGGUGUUUGGUUGCUCAGAAAACAGUGGACAACGUAAGGGAAAUCAUGGGAUUGGAUAAUAUUGUACAAAGAAAUCGAUAAUAGACUAAUCAGUUUCAUGAACUUGUUUUGAUGAAUAUUUUGUGUUUUUAUGGCAUGAUCGAGGAACUAUUCAAGAUUUUGUUCAUUUUUCCUUCUCUUUCCCUCUUUCCAGCGAGCAAUCUUACUGAAAUUAGUUUCAUGAUUUUAUGAACAGUAUCGAUGAUGGUGCUGCUUGAUGUCUGAUAUUUUAGCGAUUACAAAAGCCAUUAGUAUAAGCAAACACACAAAGAAAACGAAAAAAAAAAAAAGAAAUCGAAUCGGAGGCUGUUUCGUGUUGCUUUUGAUUGGAUCAAGACCUGAAAAGACUAAGCUAUUUAUAAUUUUGACAUUCCAAUGGUAGAAUUAUAGAUGAUAAAUGGCUUAAACAUUUGGGAUACUCUCCUUUUCUGUUGAUCUUUUAUUCCAUUUCUCUUUUCAUUAACUUUUUGCAGAGUGAACAUGUUUAUAGAAACUAUAAGUCUUGGAGAAAGAGUUUUAGUUUUCAUUCUCAUAGUUUUGGACCCUCCUAUAUUGAAUUUUUGAGUGAUGGGUAGUCUUUGUACAAUUUUUCAGAUAUUAUAAAUUUCCAUCCUUCAAUCUCGAAUGAUGUCAUUUUAGCUUCAACUCGUGUUUUCUUUAACUCUGAUAACAGAUUUCGAUUAGUAAUUUGGGCUACACAUCAUGAAAUUCAAAAACGGGAGUAAGCUGAAAAUAUUGAGCAAAAAGAAGGUGCCUUUAGGACCACAAUGUUCUAUGGAAGCGAUAAGAAGCGACGGCGCCAACUAUAUAGUUAGACAUGUUAAGUCCAAGGGUGGCAGCAACCAUGCUAUGGUGGAGCAGGUGUCUCAAAAGGUCAUCGUACCCUGCCACACUCGUUUAGAUGUUAAAGGGGCUUGGGCUCCUGGUGAUGUUGUAGAGGUGUUUGAUAACAACUCAUGGAAAAUUGCCACAAUCUCAGAGGUUUUGGGAAAAAUGCACGUUCUUGUCAGAUUACUUGGAUCCUCUCAGGAGUUUAAAGUCAGAAAAACCAAUAUCCGGGUUCGACAGGCAUGGGAAGAUGAUGAUGGUGCGAGGGUUAUGGUUGGAAAGGGAAACCAAAAUUCUAAUGGAGGGAAGCUCCAUGUCAAUCAAAUUUUGAACCACAAUCAAAAUUCAACCUCUCAAGUUCAGAAGACAAACUCAAGGACCACUCUGUGGAAAAAAGAUGACGGUUUUGCUGUUAGGAACAAAAGAAUUCAAGAUGGCUACAAUGUUGGAAUUCUGAAGAGAUCAACAGAUUGCUCGUCUAGAGCAUUUUAUGGAGCGAGCCAUAAAGUUAGAUUGAUUGAGAAAGACGGGCGAUAUGUUAAGGUGGUUGCUGCAAGUCCAACGAAGUUGUUACCUGAACUGCAGGUAGGUCCUGUUUCAUAUCUUAGAGAUUAUCUGGGUGAAAGACAUAGGCCUGAAUCUCUGAAUCGCAGACAUGGUGGCCAUUUGAAACUGGAUGUCAAGGGUAAAGAACCAGUUAGCCCGGUUCGAGAACUAAACGAUGGAGAUAGCAUUAUGUGCUCUGUUGGUAGUUGCAGCAUCAGUAGUGACAACUCAAGUGAGAUGCCUUGUGAUGUGUCUGCUGCUGUGACUGAACAAAUUGCUUGUCACUUCCCUGAUGAUCGAUCACCUCAUCAUUCGGGAUAUGAAGGCCACUGCCUCCCUACCAAAGAAGAAUUGUCUGCUGAAAUUCAUAGGGUGGUUAAGAUCAAGACUGGCGUCGUCUUCUUCUCGAUGCCAAGCGAUGGCGAAUGCCGGGGAGGUUAUACUUUAAACCUUUCUGCGGUGCUGUAUAUUCAACUCGGUACUCGAAAUCAACUGCAUAGCCACCACACCACAGACAACAAAUAUUUGGCUUCAUAUGUUAAACUUGCAUCUAAACCAGAGGCCUUAGGUUUUUAAGAGGUUCGCCAUACU